CUGCGCAAGACGGGGUGUGGAACCUAACCACGGGGUGUCCAUGACCCCCGAGGCUGCAGCCCAUCAGCAAUGAAAGGGUUAUCGGGCAGCCGCAGCCACCACCACGGGGUCACCUGCGACGCGGCCUGCGACUCGCUGUCGCACCACUCGGACCGCAAGCCCUACCUGCUGAGCCCGCUGGAGCACCACCCGGCCGACCACCCUUACUACACUCAGCGGAACUCCUUCCAGGCCGAGUGCGUGGGCCCGUUCAGCGACCCGCUGGCCAGCAGCACCUUCCCGCGCAGGCACUACACCUCGCAGCAGGAGCUGAAGGACGAGUGCGCCCUGGUGCCCCGCACGCUGGCCGCCAAGGCCAACCGCAUCCCCGCCAACCUCCUGGACCAGUUUGAGCGGCAGCUGCCGCUCAGCCGGGAUGGCUACCACACGCUGCAGUACAAGCGCACGGCCGUGGAGCACCGCAGCGACAGCCCCGGCCGCAUCCGCCACCUGGUCCACUCGGUCCAGAAGCUCUUCACCAAGUCGCACUCCCUGGAGGGGCCGUCCAAGGGCAGCGUCAACGGGGGCAAAGCCAGCCCCGACGAGACGCAGACGGGGAGGUACGGCAAGCGCAGCAAGAGCAAGGAGCGGCGCGCCGACCCCAAGGCCCGCGCCAACGCCUCCCCGGGCUGGUGGAGCUCCGACGACAACCUGGACGGCGACGUGUGCAUCUACCACGCGCCCUCGGGAGUGAUGACCAUGGGCAGGUGCCCCGACCGCUCGGCCUCGCAGUACUUCAUGGAGGCCUACAACACCAUCAGCGAGCAGGCGGUCAAGGCCUCCCGGAGUAACAACGACGUCAAGUGCUCCACCUGUGCCAACCUGCCCGUCAACCUGGACGCGCCGCUCCUGAAGAAGAGCGCCUGGUCCUCCACCCUGACCGUGAGCCGCGCCAGGGAGGUGUACCAGAAAGCGUCGGUUAACAUGGACCAGGCCAUGGUGAAGUCAGAGUCCUGUCAGCAAGAGCGCUCCUGCCAGUACCUUCAGGUUCCACAGGAUGAAUGGACAGGGUACACCCCUAGAGGUAAAGACGACGAAAUUCCGUGCCGAAGAAUGCGGAGCGGCAGCUACAUCAAGGCCAUGGGAGAUGAAGACAGUGGUGACUCUGACACAAGUCCCAAGCCUUCUCCCAAAGUUGCUGCGCGAAGAGAAAGCUAUCUCAAGGCUACUCAGCCAUCCCUUACAGAACUCACCACACUCAAGAUUUCCAAUGAACACUCCCCCAAACUCCAGAUCCGGAGUCACAGUUACCUGAGGGCAGUAAGUGAAGUCUCCAUCAAUCGAAGCCUGGACAGCCUUGACCCUGCCGGCCUGCUCACAUCACCAAAGUUCCGCUCUAGGAACGAGAGCUACAUGCGAGCCAUGAGCACCAUCAGCCAGGUGAGCGAGAUGGAAGUGAACGGGCAGUUCGAGUCCGUGUGUGAAUCCGUGUUCAGCGAGCUGGAGUCGCAGGCGGUGGAAGCCCUGGACCUGCCCAUGCCCGGGUGCUUCCGCAUGCGGAGCCACAGCUACGUGCGGGCCAUUGAGAAGGGCUGCUCCCAGGACGACGAGUGCGUGUCCCUGCGGUCCUCCUCCCCACCGCGCACCACCACCACCGUGAGGACCAUUCAGAGCAGCACCGGUGUCAUAAAACUGAGUUCUGCAGUUGAAGUGUCAUCUUGCAUUACAACAUAUAAGAAGACACCACCUCCAGUCCCACCCAGAACUACCACGAAACCUUUCAUUUCUAUCACAGCCCAGAGUAGCACAGAGUCUGCCCAGGAUGCCUACAUGGAUGGACAGGGCCAGCGAGGAGAUAUUAUCAGCCAGUCUGGACUGAGCAACUCCACGGAGAGCCUGGACAGUAUGAAGGCUCUGACAGCCGCCAUCGAAGCUGCAAAUGCCCAGAUCCACGGCCCUGCAAGUCAACACAUGAGCAACAACCCUGCCACUGUCACUACCACGACCACCAUAGCCACUGUCACCACAGAGGACAGGAAGAAGGAUCACUUUAAGAAAAAUCGAUGCCUUUCCAUUGGGAUACAGGUGGAUGAUGCUGAAGAGCCUGAGAAAACAGGGGAGAAUAAAGCACCCAGUAAGUUCCAGUCCGUAGGAGUGCAAGUAGAAGAAGAGAAGUGCUUCCGCAGGUUCACUCGAUCCAACAGCGUGACCACAGCCGUACAGGCCGACCUGGACUUCCACGAUAAUCUGGAAAACUCUCUGGAGUCUAUAGAGGACAAUUCGUGCCCCGGCCCAAUGGCCAGACAGUUCUCCCGAGACGCGAGCACCUCCACCGUCAGCAUCCAGGGCUCAGGAAACCACUACCACGCCUGCGCAGCCGACGACGACUUCGAUGCGGAUUUUGACCCUUCGAUUCUGCCUCCCCCGGAUCCCUGGAUUGACUCGAUCACCGAAGACCCCCUGGAGGCCGUCCAAAGGUCGGUGUGCCACCGGGACGGCCACUGGUUUCUGAAGCUCCUCCAAGCAGAGCGGGACCGCAUGGAAGGGUGCCAGCAGAUGGAGCGAGAAGAGCGGGAAAACAACCUGCCGGAAGACAUUCUAGGGAAAAUCCGAACUGCAGUGGGCAGUGCCCAACUUCUCAUGGCCCAGAAAUUCUACCAGUUCAGAGAACUGUGUGAAGAAAACCUGAAUCCCAAUGCUCAUCCAAGGCCCACUUCCCAGGAUCUGGCGGGGUUCUGGGACAUGCUGCAGUUGUCCAUAGAAAAUAUUAGUAUGAAAUUUGAUGAACUUCAUCAGUUAAAGGCCAAUAAUUGGAAACAGAUGGAUCCUCUUGACAAGAAGGAGAGAAGGGCCCCUCCUCCAGUGCCAAAGAAGCCGGCGAAGGGCCCCGCGCCGCUGAUCCGGGAGCGCUCGCUGGAGAGCUCGCAGCGCCAGGAGGCCCGCAAGCGCCUGAUGGCCGCCAAGCGCGCCGCGUCCGUCCGCCAGAACUCGGCCACCGAGAGCGCCGAGAGCAUCGAGAUCUACAUCCCCGAGGCGCAGACCCGGCUCUGAGCGCCCCGCGCGCCCCGCCUCCGCGCUCCGUCCUCCCUCCGCCCCCUCCCCGCCCUCCGAGCCCGUCCGUCCCGGAGCUCAGUGACUUCCACUGUCGCGGUGUAGUUGUCGGUCUUGCAGGAGCCGCCCCCCUCCCCCCAGUAGCCCCAGCCGCCCGGACCGGUUUGCCCACGUUCUCCACCGAGCUUCGCCACCCGUACGGACGCGUCACCCACCUGCCUCAUCCGGAGAGCCGGC
Molecule: messenger RNA, 3267 nt
Organism: Lynx canadensis (Canada lynx)
Lineage: Eukaryota; Metazoa; Chordata; Mammalia; Carnivora; Felidae
Gene: DLGAP1
Product: DLG associated protein 1
Exons: 11
Coding region: 70-3030 (986 amino acids)
Biological process (GO): signaling
Cellular component (GO): postsynaptic specialization; glutamatergic synapse
Molecular function (GO): molecular adaptor activity
Source: RefSeq, a predicted model, not a curated record